AGGUGGCGCUACUUGUAAAAAAAACGUUGUUUUCGUUUUCAACUUUUUAUCGAGUUUUGACAUUGAAUUAUUUUGCAAAUCCACAUGUCCUUAAUGAUUCAUUCCUUUCUCUUUCUAGUACAAUUGUGGCUGUGAUAGAAUAGAGCAAUGUUGCGUUGAUUUGUGGUCAACCCUUUUACAAGUUUUUCUUAAGCAAUAUAAAUGGCUUUUUCGAGACGAUCCGUAGCAGUUGAAAGUAAUAAACAUUCGUAUCAGAAUUUAUCGUUAGAACAAUCCCAGCAACUUCUGCUUAGUGACAGCCAUAGUAGCACAGAAUCUCCAAACAACCAAGAUGCAGAGCAGUGUUCACGCAAUAUAACUGAAGAAGAAGCAAAAGAGCCAGAAGAUGGAGAUAGAGUGAAGACAAAGCUUAUUACUAUGUGGAACAAUGUACGCUACAGCUGGAACUUCAAGACCAAAACUCACUUUUCUAAGGAUUCCCCAAUCUGGCUGCUUGGGAGGAUCUAUCAUCAGUCGCACAAAACUGAUGACAGCUCAAGUUUACCUACAAACAAUUUUGAGGCUUUAAAGGGUGAUUUUUUCUCAAGAAUAUGGUUGACUUAUCGAAAAGAAUUUCCUGUUUUAAAUGGUUCCUAUUAUACUAGUGAUUGUGGCUGGGGCUGCAUGUUAAGGAGUGGGCAAAUGCUGUUGGCCCAAGCACUUGUCUGUCAUUUUCUGGGUCGUGACUGGAGAUGGAAUGAAAGUGGAGCUCAAGAACAACAGACUUUACAGGAAUCCCUUCACAGAAUGAUUGUUCAGUGGUUUGGAGACAAACCAUCUCCAGCAUGCCCCCUAUCUAUUCACCAAAUGGUCUCACAAGGUCACAUAUCAGCAGGGAAGAGACCAGGAGACUGGUAUGGACCAUCAUCUGUAUCAUAUAUAAUCAAGCAAAUUUUACAAAGAGCCACUGACACAUAUCCUGAACUUGAUACAUUAAGAGUUUAUAUAGCACAGGAUUGCACAGUAUAUUUAGAUGACGUCAAGCAAUCCUGUUCGAAAAUUUGCAAUUAUGAAUGCGAGGAAACCGACUACGAAUUGAUCGACGAUCAAUGGAAGUCGCUCAUACUUCUCAUCCCUUUACGUCUGGGCGGUGAACGGAUGAAUCCUACUUACGAUUCUUGUCUUAAGGGUCUAUUGUCGUUGGAGCAAUGCAUUGGCAUCAUCGGCGGUAAACCCAAACACUCUCAGUACUUUAUUGGUUGGCAAGAUGAUUAUCUCAUUCAUCUGGAUCCGCACAAUUGCCAAGAAAUGGUAGACGUGCUGAUCCCCAACUUUAAUCUCAAAUCGUUUCAUUGUCACGAACUUCGCAAGACGGCUCUCAAACAAGUGGAUCCUUCCUGCUGCGUUGGAUUUUAUCUGCGCUCGCAAAGAGAGUUUGACGAAUUCCGUCGCAAUGUCCAGCACUAUUUGGUGCCACCGCAGAGCAAAGGUGACUAUCCGAUCUUUGCCUUCAGCAGCGGAAGCAGUCCGCACGUCGACGACGCCUGGUUCCAGCAGAAUGACGACAGUCUAUCAUCUUCCGCUGCGAGACCGUCGUCAACUUGCGGUCCAUCGACCGCAGGCGAUAAUUAUCUUGACGAUUUCGAAAUCCUCUGAAUCCUACACAGACACAAGAAAAUAUCCCUUUUUUCUGAAAAAAACUAAGUACUACCGUUGACAGUAUCACCAGAAUUUCUUGUAACUGCCUACUUAUUAUCUAUACUAAGAUCGGACCUUUAUUCCUUCACCCAAUUGUACAGAAUAUCGAAUACAACGUCUAUGUUGAUAACAUUAA
Messenger RNA from Daphnia pulex (common water flea), 1813 nucleotides. RefSeq names its product cysteine protease ATG4C-like (gene Atg4b). Lineage: Eukaryota; Metazoa; Arthropoda; Branchiopoda; Diplostraca; Daphniidae. The record is from RefSeq and is a predicted model, not a curated record. Bases 202 to 1635 code for a protein of 477 amino acids. The transcript is spliced from 6 exons. Gene Ontology annotation, molecular function: protein-phosphatidylethanolamide deconjugating activity.